Etheostoma cragini (Arkansas darter) is the source of this 1824-nucleotide messenger RNA. It is a transcript of the gene adprm, whose product is annotated as ADP-ribose/CDP-alcohol diphosphatase, manganese-dependent. The record is from RefSeq and is a predicted model, not a curated record. Gene Ontology annotation, molecular function: ADP-ribose diphosphatase activity; 2',3'-cyclic-nucleotide 2'-phosphodiesterase activity; manganese ion binding. The transcript is spliced from 3 exons. Lineage: Eukaryota; Metazoa; Chordata; Actinopteri; Perciformes; Percidae. The coding region runs from base 151 to 1173 and encodes 340 amino acids.
CAGCAACGGGAUCUGUUGGUCCAUUUCUUAAACUGUCUAUGACAUCAUCAUGUGCGCCGGUUGACAGGCCGGGUCCCCGGUUAGUGUCUCCUGUAUACUCCGCUCUGUUGGCACACUCACACGUCAGUUCAUCCGAAGACAACAUCGAGGAUGGACGACUGUCCUCAACAAACGCCGCUGUUUACAUUCGGCGUGAUAGCGGACAUUCAGUACGCAGAUAUCGACGACGGGUACAAUUUCGCCAGGACAAGGAGGCGGUACUACCGGAGCAGUCUGAAGCUGCUCAGAAACGCCCGGGAAAGUUGGUCGGACUCAGCUGUAAAACCAGAGUUUAUCCUUCAGCUGGGGGACAUUAUCGACGGCUUCAACAAGGGCCAGGACUCCUCUGACCGCGCGCUACACACCGUGCUACGGGAAUUCAGCUCCGGCCCCGCGGAGCUCCACCAUGUGUGGGGCAACCACGAGUUUUAUAACUUCAGCAGGAGCGCGCUGCUGCGUUCAAGGCUCAACAGCAGCUCCCGCCCCGGCGGCAGCAGCAGCAGCAGCAGCCGGGGGCUUGGGGCCCAGGCUCCUGGCAGUGAUAUCUAUGCCUACUCCUUCCGCCCGUACCCCGGCUUCACCUUCGUGGUGCUGGACGCAUAUGAUGUGAGCCUGCUGGGCAGACAGGAGUCCAGUGAGCAGUACAGCCAGGCGAUGGAUUUAAUCAAACAGAACAACACCAACGAGGACCUCAACUGCCCCCCAGUUUCCGAGGGCCUGCAGCAGAGGUUUACAAUGUUCAAUGGGGGCUUCAGUAAGGAGCAGCUGGACUGGCUGGAUUCGGUUCUGUCCUCGGCCGAUGACAAACAGGAAAGAGUCACACUCGUGAGCCACCUUCCCGUGCACCCCUGCUCCACCGAACCCAUGUCCCUGGCCUGGAACUACGAGCAGCUGCUGGCUGUUGUCCAAUCCCACGGCAGCGUGGUGUGCUUCAUGGCCGGACACGACCACGAAGGGGGCUACCACCGGGACACAGACACGGGAGUGCACCACGUGACAUUCCAGGGCGUGAUCGAGACUCCGCCUGACAGCAAUGCCUUCGCCACCGUCUCGGUGUACAAGGACAGGAUGGAGCUGAAAGGGAGAGGGAGGAUUGCUGACCGAUUGCUUCUGUUCCCAUGCCUAAGAUCCUAGGGCAACAUGACACAUGGUUUUAGAAUGUCUUGGGAUUCAGAGAGCUAAAUUCUGGACUGGGAUAUAAAAAGGAUGUUUUUUACUUUCUCUAAGAAGUCCAGGAGUUUCCAACACGUCACUUUACAAGAAAGAAAGUCUCCAAGGCAGCCCAUAGCAUAGGCUAGCACUUCAGUCAAAGGCGCACUAUAUCUUCUCCUUCUCUUAGUUCUUUUAGAAGCUGAGGUGGAAAUGGCACUGAUAACUGGAGCAAAUACAGUACCUCAAAUCAAGUGUGAAAUUUAUGUCAUACACGGCAUUCCAUUUGGAGGUUAUGUGACAGAAUUUGCAUAUUUAUACAUGCGUUUUAAGAAGGAAUUCUUCAUUUUAACUGCUGCCUUUUUGCACUUCUACUAACAGGUUAUUUUCUUCUGUUAUUUAUUUGAAAAAUAAAAUGUGCAAUGUAGUGAGACAUGUGAUGUGGCAGUGUGAUGCUAACUGUAACUGAUACAUUAGCCAGUCGUCAGUGAGAAGUCAAACAACACAAUAAAUGAUAAAACCAUAGCAUGUAUUGUUAUUCUUAUACUGUAUUUUCUAUACAAGUGUUUUGUAAGCUGCUGAAAUCUGUUGCUGGAAAUUCAAUUUCCUUGAGGCAGUCAUCCCAGAAGGAUCAAU